GAUAGAUCAGUUCAGUUUACCAUGUCGAAAAUGGUUUCAGGUAAGACUCUGCUGUCGUUCGUAGUGAUUCUUUUCUUGGUGGCUUGUGUUCUAGAGGUACAUGAGGUGCAAGGUACGAGUCUCACGAACAGAGAUCAAGGACAGAAUCAGACGGAAAUGAUGGAACUUUUGAAGAAAUUGCAGGCAAGAGUAAAGCAACUGGAAGGCAAGGAAAAGUCAUGCUUGCAAGGAAGAGAUGGUCGUGAUGGAAUGCCUGGACCACCAGGUGCACCAGGUUUCACAGGUAUACCAGGACCGCAAGGUCCACCUGGUCAAGGAGGGGUGGUGUACAUACGAUGGGGAAGGACAACAUGCCCUUCGGAUACUACAGUUGUUUAUCAAGGUCGUACUGGUGGCCAGUACUACACGUCCACGGGAGGAGGUUCUAAUUACGUGUGUCUCACCUUAAGCCCAAAAUUUGGAAAGUACAAAGAUGGUCUUAAUAAUAACGGAUACAUUUACGGCUCGGAAUAUGAGAUUGCUUACUUCAACCCUCUCACCAACAAAAACCUUCAACAUCGAGCUGCUCCGUGUGUAGUCUGCCACGUCCAAACCCGAAGCACCAAGCUGAUGGUCCCUGGAACGUACGCGUGUCCCGCGGGAUGGAGGAGAGAAUACUGGGGAUACCUGAUGAGUGAAAAGCAUGACCACAAACAUACCACAGAAUACAUCUGUGUAGAUAAAGAUGCCGAAUACGCUGCAGGAGGUAGCGGUAACCAUGGUGCCCUGCUGUAUCCAGUUGAAGGACGCUGCGGUUCUUUGCCUUGUGGUCCAUACGUAGAGGGUCGUGAACUGACAUGCGCAGUGUGUACCAAAUGAGCAACAAAACAAUACAUAAGGCAAUGAACUACUGGCCAACGAAAAGUGAUCCUGGACAACACAACACGAUUACUUCGAUUUUAGUUCUCAAACUAUGCUAGAUUAAGAUGAAUUUGUUUACUAAUAAUAAACCAAAAGAUAGAUAGAUUUAAGAAGCUAAUGUAAAAGAAUAAUAACUGCAUAAAUGAAAUGUGAGGAAAGUGCGAGAAAAAGUCAAACCCAGAAAAAUAAAAUAGAAAGCAAAUAAAGCAGAUGACGAGCAUCAA
Molecule: messenger RNA, 1124 nt
Organism: Actinia tenebrosa (Australian red waratah sea anemone)
Lineage: Eukaryota; Metazoa; Cnidaria; Anthozoa; Actiniaria; Actiniidae
Source: RefSeq, a predicted model, not a curated record